AAGAAGGGGAAAGAUCUACUUCUGUGGACUUGUACGAAUUGGUGCAUGGCCGCAUCCAAGUUGGUUGCAUUUAAUAAAAAUAGCACUUGAAGGAAAAUAAGAAGAAAAAGAAACAAGGACAUUUUGAUGAAAUUGCAUGAGGAUGAGCCGCGGUUCCCCUCUGAACAGCCUUCAACGACGUACAACCGGCGCAAGAUCAUUCCUUGUUCCCGCGAGUUCAGGCCUACGCUCCCCGAGCUGAGUUUGGCGGCGUCGUCUUAUUCACGGCGGCAGCCCCUCCUUCACUUGAGCUGCCACUUCAGCUAGCCUUUGAGGACCAGUGUCGUUUGCGUCUGUGGUAGUUGCAAGUUCUAUUCAUGGUUUUUAAUUGACUCUGGGAUAAAGGUUUUUAGCAUAGAAUUUUACGCAGUUUCAAGGGCAAAGUAUGAUCCAUGCUUGCCUCCACAUUUUAUAAGCCAUUGAAUUUUGGAGUAGUAACAACUAGAUUAUUCUCGUGUUUUCGACCAAAAGUUGUGUGUAAGAACUUUAUCCGGAAGAUCCAAAUGGGAACUAAUCAGAAUUCCAUCUCAAGAGGUUCUAGCAGCAACUCUAGAGGAGCCUUGGUGGUUCUAGAAGGGUUGGAUAGAUGUGGGAAGACUACGCAGUCCAGUAGAUUAACCCAGUACUUAGAAGGACUUGGCCAUUCUGUUGAACUAUGGCGGUUUCCUGACAGAACCACUAGCGUUGGACAGAUGAUAUCUUCCUAUCUUUCUAAUGAAUCACAGCUGGAUGACCACACAGUACAUCUUCUUUUCAGUGCUAACCGAUGGGAGAAGAGAUCCUUAAUGGAAACUAAGUUGAAAGGUGGAACCACUCUUAUUCUUGAUCGGUAUUCUUACUCAGGGGUGGCCUUUUCAUGUGCCAAAGGACUUGACCUUGAAUGGUGUAAGGCGCCAGAGGUUGGCUUGCCAGCUCCAGAUCUAGUACUUUACCUAGAAAUAUCUCCAGAGAUGGCUGCAGAAAGAGGAGGAUAUGGAAGUGAGAGAUACGAGCGGAUAGACUUCCAGAACAAAGUUAUUAAGUCCUAUCAAGUUUUGCUUGGUUCUAAUUGGCAGAUUGUUGAUGCUUGCCGACCCAUGGAAGUUAUCGAGAAAGAGCUACAGGAGACUGUCCUGGACUGUGUCAAGAAAUGCCAAAAUGGGGCACCUCUUUCCCAUCUUUGGUCAAAUUGAUGCAUUCUUCUGAAGCUUGAGUGGUUUUCUUUUUCAUUAACCCUAAUGUUUUUAUUUCGAACAUGUUCAGAACUUGGUGGCUUUUCUUACGUGUUUUAUGUUUCUUUGAACAUUUAUAUAAGUUUAAUUUGGCGUUCCUUUCUCACAAAGUUCUAAUUUUCAAGCAUUAUAGACUAUAGAAUUAUGAAUUGCUGAGAUUCUUCUUAUUAUUGACAAAA
Cucumis melo (muskmelon) is the source of this 1429-nucleotide messenger RNA. Its product is annotated as thymidylate kinase. Gene Ontology annotation, cellular component: cytoplasm; nucleus; cytosol. The transcript is spliced from 8 exons. The record is from RefSeq and is a predicted model, not a curated record. Gene Ontology annotation, biological process: dTTP biosynthetic process; dUDP biosynthetic process; dTDP biosynthetic process. NCBI's taxonomy places the organism in Eukaryota, Viridiplantae, Streptophyta, Magnoliopsida, Cucurbitales, Cucurbitaceae. Bases 432 to 1211 code for a protein of 259 amino acids. Gene Ontology annotation, molecular function: dTMP kinase activity; ATP binding.